AAAAUAACAGUAUACUUAUCAGAUAAAUAUUAUAUAUAUUAAGUCUUCUUCAGGUAACACGAAGAAAGAAGAGGAAUAAUAAAAAUAUUGGACGAAAAAGUUAUGCAGCGAAAUACAAAGCGCGCUAUAGAAAGCAAAAUACAACAGCAUGUUCUACAGCGAACAACGUACAAAUAUUAAAUGUAGCGAGAAAGCAAUUGUUACAUAAUAAUGAACACGUUUCACAAGAUGUAACUAAUGCGCUUUUAUCCAAUAAUCAAACAUUACAUGCUAGUAAUGUGUUAUCGAUCCCUCAGGAAAUUGCACAAUCUGAUAUUCAUACGCAUAGGAAAAAGUUGUUACAACAAUUUUAUUUAACUAUAUCGUCCUUUGCCGAUAUUACUUGUGAUGUUUGUAAAAAAUUAUAUUAUAAAAAACAAAUAUGUAUUACGAAAAUAUCUCCUACAACGAUAAAUAUUUUUCCUACCGAGUUACGCGAAUUAAAUGAAAUAAUUACAUGUUUUCGUUGUGCCAAUUUGAUAAAAAAAGGCAAAGUUCCAACACAAGCAUAUUGGAAUGCUAUGUUUUUGGAUGAAAUUCCAGAUGUUAUACGAAAUUUAAGUGACAUGGAACAAAGACUUUUAUCAAGAAUUGUUCCAUUUAUAAAAAUUAUUAAAUUAGGUGGACGAUUCGGUCAAUCAGGUUUUCGAGGACAAGCUGUUUUAUUUGCACAAGAUAUAGAAGAAAUAUCGGAGCAAUUACCAUUACCAAUUACCAGAAUAGAGCAGGUAAUAAAUAAAACUGAAUUGAUCGAAAUAGCUGGGAAUAGAGCAAUAAUCAGAGGUUCCAUACAUCAAGGUCAUGAUAUGUUUUCUGAUGCUACUAGAGGGAAACAGUGCACUGCAAUUGCAGCGGUUGCUAUAGCUAUGUCUUUAUUACAUAAUCUUCAAACUUGGACAAAGAAUCUUAUCGAUACUAUUUUAUUAAUAGGAGAUGCGUUAUAUGUAACAAGUAUAUCAAAACGUAAGAAUCCUCAUCUUGCUGAAAUCAACAGAGAUUUUUUAUCAGUUGAUGAACUACAUACAGAUAUUGAAAUAUUUGGAAAUGUUAUUAACCUUUUUAUUACUCAAGAUAGUAGUAUAUCAGGGCAUUUAUAUAACGACAAUACGAAAAUACUUGGAAGAAUAGAAGAUACAUUGAAGUUGCAUGAUAAAAUGAAGAAACAUGAGGGCAAAGAGAAGAAUGAGCAGCACUACAUGUAUUGGCAGCAUUAUUGCGCCGCACUUAUGUGCUUAUUAUUGGCAGCAGUGUUGCGCCUUAUAUGUGAAGACAGAUAA
Formica exsecta is the source of this 1316-nucleotide messenger RNA. RefSeq lists its product as uncharacterized. Bases 561 to 1316 code for a protein of 251 amino acids. NCBI's taxonomy places the organism in Eukaryota, Metazoa, Arthropoda, Insecta, Hymenoptera, Formicidae. The transcript has 4 exons. The record is from RefSeq and is a predicted model, not a curated record.